Molecule: messenger RNA, 1473 nt
Organism: Protomyces lactucae-debilis
Lineage: Eukaryota; Fungi; Ascomycota; Taphrinomycetes; Taphrinales; Protomycetaceae
Product: major facilitator superfamily domain-containing protein
Exons: 1
Coding region: 1-1473 (490 amino acids)
Biological process (GO): transmembrane transport
Cellular component (GO): membrane
Molecular function (GO): transmembrane transporter activity
Source: RefSeq, a predicted model, not a curated record
AUGGCCACCCGUGACGACGUGAAGAACAAUGGUGUCACUACCUACGAGGACUCCCUUGAGGAGAAGGACUUUGGACGCGUGCCUACAGGCGCAUCUGGCGCGUCUGAGGCCGUCCUCUCCGACAAGGAGAUGAGGAAAUUGUACCUCAAGAUUGACUUUGUCCUUCUUCCCAUCCUUUGUGUGCUCUAUGCCUGCGCGCUGCUCGACCGUGUCAACAUUUCGGCUGCGCGUGUCGACGGUAUGGGCAAGGACUUGGGUCUGCUCAACCCCAAGCAGAACUACUACUCCAUUGUUCUCCUCGUCUUUUUCCCAGCAUACUUCCUCUUCGAGGUGCCCUCCAACGUUUUCCUCCGUCGCAUUGGUACCCGAUACCUUUUGUCGGCUGUCUGCAUGGCUUUCGGUGUUGUUUCUAUCGGUGCUGGUUUCGUCAAGAACUGGCAGACACUCGCCGUCCUCCGUGUGCUGCUCGGUGCCGCUGAGGGUUCUUUCUUCCCCGGAGCCGUGUACCUCAUCACAUGUUGGUACCCACGUUACGCACUCCAGCUCAGGCUCACCAUCUUUUACAUGACUGGUGCCUUGCUCUCCGGUUUCUCUGGUCUCAUUGCUUCCGCCAUUUCUGACCUCAACGGCAAACACGGUCUUGCUGGGUGGCGAUACAUCUUCAUCUGCGAGGGUGUUGCUACCUGCUUCUUUGCCAUUGUUGGAUUCUUCAUCAUUUCCGACUUCCCACAGGAUGCUGCUUGGCUCAACGACCGUCAACGACGCGCCGUCAUCCAAUUGCUCGAGCGCGAUCGUCACGAUGCCAAGAACGACCACAAGGUCAUUACCCUCAAGCAGGCUCUUGGUUUCCUUGCCGAAGGUAAGCUUUGGUUCUACGGUGUCAUCUUUGGUUGUGCCACCACCUCGACCUACGCUCUUGCCUACUUCCUUCCUGUCAUUAUUGCCGGUAUGGGAUACAAGGCUGAAAAGGCACUUGUCCUCUCAUCACCUCCUUACAUUGCUGCCAUCCCUUACGCACUCAUCGUCUCUUACUUCUCGGACAAGGCAAAGACUCGUGGCCCAUUCAUCAUGUUCAACAGUCUUAUGGUCAUCAUUGGUCUGGCACUUGUCGGCUAUGUCGUCAACACCAAGGUCCGAUACUUUGGUAUCUUCUUGGCCGUCGCUGCUGCCAACGUCAACAUUCCUAUGACGAUUGGUUUCUCCUCCAACAACAUCGUCGGCAACGGUCGUCGUGCCGUUGGUACUGCCGUACAGACUGGAUGGGGUGCUAUUGGUGGUAUCAUCGCUUCCACCAUCUUUGUGCAGAAGGAGGCACCCAAGUACCGUUCUGGUAUGGCCACCACCAUUGCUCUGACUGGUCUUCUCGGAACCCUUGUUGGUCUUCAGUCAUUCUACUACAGGAGGCAGAACAAGCGUGUCGAUGCUGGAGAGGUCACUCUCUACGACACACCUGGCUUCAGGUACACUCUUUAA